AUCUAAGCACACAGGUCACUCGUCUAGAUUUUUGAUUCUGUGUUGCGGCAUUUUUGAAGGGUGAAGAGAAGAGGGAUGGCAUGGAGAGGAAACAUAUCUAAGUCUCUGAAAGAGCUCAGGAUCCUUCUCUGUCAAUCUUCUCCUGCUAGUGCUUCCACCAGGACGUUCGUGGAGAAGAAUUACAAAGAAUUGAAGUCUCUAAACCCAAAGUUUCCCUUCCUGAUCCGAGAAUGUAGUGGGAUCCAGCCUCAGAUGUGGGCUAGAUAUGAUAUGGGUGUGGAGAGGUGUGUAAACUUGGAUGGGAUGAGCGAGACACAGAUUCUCAAGUCUCUUCAAGAUCUUGUCAAAGCCGGAGGAGCUGCUAAAGCCUAAGGUUUUUUUUUUUUUUUUUACCUAUCUAGAUGAUCACGAAUAAGCUAAUAACUAGAAACACUCAAUUUGACAAUUUCCUGUCAUUCUAUUACUUUGCAACUCUCUGGUGUCAUAUCGCCUCUUUGUUCUGAGUUGUUUCUUACUCCUUGAACUUAGUGGUAUUAAUGGAACCGUUCCGUGUGA
Molecule: messenger RNA, 555 nt
Organism: Raphanus sativus (radish)
Lineage: Eukaryota; Viridiplantae; Streptophyta; Magnoliopsida; Brassicales; Brassicaceae
Product: NADH dehydrogenase [ubiquinone] 1 alpha subcomplex subunit 2
Exons: 3
Coding region: 76-372 (98 amino acids)
Source: RefSeq, a predicted model, not a curated record